AUGGUGAUAAUCAAGCAGAGUCAGAUAAUCCUAAACUUCCUGGCGAUGGAGUGGAGAAUAACCAAUGAGCACAUAGACUGUGUGUGGGCUGCUAGUCAGCUAAAGCAUUGCAGUAAACAAGUGUAUGACAUCCUCAUCUCUUUGAUCAAAAACCUGGAUCUGCCUCCUGUACAACAUCUGCUGAAACUGGUCUCUGCUCUAGAACCGACGGUGCUCACAGAAUCUACCCUUUACCUGGCAUCUGCAUUAAUCAAGUACAUCUGGAACCAGUGUGCGACGGCACAACACCACGGUGCAAUGGUACAGCAACAUCUACAACCACACCUACAGGCGUCCUACACAGCCAUCAGGCAGGACGAGGAGGAGAUGGAGAUCGCUGGUCUGGGGAAGCCAAGCAAACACAACAUCAGCAGCAGUGAGAGCAUCCAGGAGUCCGAAGAGGGGGAGCACCUGCAUAGGGUGAAGCGAGGGCACCUGGGUGCCGAGGAGGGUCUGAGGGGAGCUGUCAGGGACCACUGCUGUCAGCACCACCAUCACCACAAGGUUGUAGAUGAGUCCGAGAGCAGUCUCGGGGUAGGAUCGGACUUCAGCAAUGAGAGCGAAGAAAGUGGCAUUGAGGGAGAGGCUCAGACUGAGCAGCUUCGGAAGAUGAAGAUUAGACAGAAAAAGUUGGCUCGUCACCCAGGGGAGGCGAGUGAAAGUGAUGUGGAAUGUACUGAGUCCAGUGAUGAUACUGGAGAAGUGAAGGAAGGUGGGAAGGGAUUCAUUGGGCAUCGGAAAGUCAAGGGCAUUAAGGGGAUGAAGAAACUGGGCAGAAAGAUGGAGAAGGUGGAAGAAUCGGAAGGCGAGAGUUCCGAAGUUGAUGAAUGUUGUGGUCAUAGUCAUGAUGAGGAGGAGUCUGACUACUUAAACUCUGAUGAAGAGUUGUUGAAGCAGGCAAAGCUUGUGCGUUUGAAACAGCUUUGUCCUCGUGAGAGUGAGGAUAGCUCGGACUUCGAUGAUAUUGAGGAGGAGACCAAAGUGUUCCGUAAGAUGAAACUGUUUCAGGCUCAACAGGAAAUUCAGAAACAGAAGAAGCAGCUUGUUGAACAGCGCCAACACCAGUUGUUGCAGCAGGCGGCACACAUGAUGUUGCGGCGACAGGGGAAGCUGUGUCACCAUGACCACGUCAACAUCCAGAAGGUCAGCGAAGUCAUGCAAGAUGUCAUGCAUGAGGCUCAUGAAGAUGCUGGAAAGGAGCAUAAUGCCAGCGGAGAUGGUCCAGACAAGGUCAAAUUGGCAGAAAUUGCAGCACAGGAAGGGGUGUCGUCUGGUGCAGCUGAUUCACAUCAGCAGCCUGCGAUGUCUGGGAAGGGUCAGGACACAGACGUGUUUGACUGUACCUCCAUCAUACAGAAGAUGAGAGCUGCACAGAGACAGAGGGCAUUACAGGGGGAGUUCACUGAGGACAUCCUGAGUCCGGAUGAUGGCAGUUGCCAUAGUUCCCACAUGAGUGCCAAGUCUGACAAGAACAUGGCCGAUUUUGAUGGGGAGGAGGGUCUUAGUGAGGAGGAACUGGCCCAGAUCAAUGCCCACGCCCACUUCAACGCUAGUCAGAUGCAGCACCUUACCAACAUGGCAUCCAUGUACCACCUUCCUCCAUCUGUGAUACACCACCGACCAACCCAGCGAGAUGCCGGGCUGCAGAGCUGUCCUGAGUUCACCAUUGACGAUGUGUGCAAGAAGGGUACCACAUUGCUGUGGGACAUUGUACAGGAAGAUGUGGCACACCUGUUGCCAGACGGACUACUGUUGGGAGCAGAGAAGGCCCUCCACAACCUUGUGUGUUUCUCCACCGACAAGAGGAUCAAGACUAAAUUUAUAGAAGCCUGCAUAGAUAACCUGGCCUCACACAAGUCAGUUGUGGUGUCCCUGCGACUCCUGCCCAAGAUCUUCAACUCCUUCCAGCAGUACCGGAGUGGGGCGGACACUCAUGCCGUCACCAUGUGGUCAGAGAACAAUCUUGGCAUGAUGAAGCAUUACUUCCGGGAUCUAGUGUAUUACACUGAGAACAGGAGGAACAGGUCAAACUCCCUGUACAGCCACAAGGAUGAGACGGGCGUGAGGCUAGACUUCCUGACCUGUGUGUUCUCCUCCAUGGGUUCUCCUGACAGUUUCAGUGAGUUUCUAUCGUUAUUUAUUGAUAACAACAACUUCAACUUCUAG
Molecule: messenger RNA, 2205 nt
Organism: Haliotis rubra (blacklip abalone)
Lineage: Eukaryota; Metazoa; Mollusca; Gastropoda; Lepetellida; Haliotidae
Product: ubiquitin carboxyl-terminal hydrolase 34-like
Exons: 13
Coding region: 1-2205 (734 amino acids)
Source: RefSeq, a predicted model, not a curated record